Molecule: messenger RNA, 1567 nt
Organism: Rhododendron vialii
Lineage: Eukaryota; Viridiplantae; Streptophyta; Magnoliopsida; Ericales; Ericaceae
Product: leucine-rich repeat extensin-like protein 4
Exons: 1
Coding region: 116-1354 (412 amino acids)
Molecular function (GO): protein binding
Source: RefSeq, a predicted model, not a curated record
ACCCCACCACCUUCUCUCUUCAAUGCUGCAAUGCAAACAUUGUCCCAUAUUAGGACAGCCACACUUUUAAAGUAUCUCCAUAGAACAGGCCCAAGUCAUUUUCUUCUCCUAAAAAAUGAAGAACAGCUGGCUCCUAGCUUUUCUCCUCCUCCAAACAGUCUCAACAGAAGCAGAUUUGGGUGUUGGUGGUGGUGUGGGAGUCGGCAUUGGGGGCGGCAGUGGAGGAGGAGGAGGAGUGUGGAUCGGUGGAGGAAUAAACAGCCCAACAACCCCAUCUGGGUCCACAGUUUCAAGCACCCACAAUGCCUACUCUGCCCUCCAAGCAUGGAAAUCUGCAAUCACGGAGGACCCUUUGGGGAUAUUGACCAAUUGGGUCGGUGAAAAUGUGUGUAGCUACAAAGGGGUUUUCUGUGCAGAAACUCAAGAUGCAAUGGGUAACCCAAUUGGACAAGUGAUUGCAGGCAUAGAUCUCAACCGUGGAAACCUCAAGGGCACUUUAGUCAACCAGCUCUCUCUCCUCACAGAUCUCUCUCUCCUUCACCUCAACAGCAACAGGUUCACAGGCACAGUCCCUUACUCUUUCAAAGAUCUUUCCUCACUCACUGAGUUGGACCUGAGUAAUAACCACUUUUCUGGUCCUUUCCCAACCCCAACUCUCCUCAUUCCAAACCUCCUUUACUUAGACCUCAGGUUCAAUGACUUCUCAGGCCAAAUCCCACAAGAUCUUUUCAACAGGAAACUUGAUGCAAUUUUCCUAAACAACAACCUCUUUGAUGGGGAAAUCCCUUCAAACUUGGGGAAUUCUCCAGCUUCUGUCAUCAACCUGGCUAACAACAGGUUUUCUGGUAAUAUCCCAUUUAGUUUUGGGUACAUUGGUCCAAGAUUGAAGGAGAUUCUUUUUCUCAACAACCAGUUAACAGGCUGUGUUCCUCAGGGGGUUGGGUUGUGGCAAGACUUACAAGUCUUGGACUUGAGCCACAACUCACUGAUGGGUCAUUUGCCUGACACCAUUUCCUGUUUGGAAGAAAUCCAAGUCCUGAAUUUCGGGCACAACCAGCUAUCAGGGGUGUUGCCAGAUUUGGUUUGUUCUUUGAAGAGCCUUAUGAAUUUGACUGUUGCUUACAAUUUCUUUUCUGGGUUUGAUCAAGAAUGUGCCAAAUUGUUCUUUAGAAAUGUGGGUUUUGAUUUCUCUUUGAACUGUAUUCCUGGUAGGGAUAUGCAGAGGCCUCAGCCGGAGUGUUCAGGGAUCCCUGGAGGUGGGUUGAGUUGCCUUAGAAUUCCUGCACCCAAUCCUCCUCUUGCUUGUGGGGUAACUUUGGUUGACACUCAAGAGAAUAGUACUUCUAGCCCAUGAGAGAGAGAGAGAGAGAGGGAGAGAAAGAGAGAGAGAAUAGGGUUACUACUGUAAUACAGUUGGGUUAUUGCUGGCUCUCAUUAACUGAGAAAACUGAUGAUUCAGAGCUUCAGAAUUUAUUUUCUUGAGAGAUAGGGUUCAGUGAAUCUUGUAUGGACUAAGACAUGUGAUCAAUUGACAGAAGUUGAUCUAUCAUUAGUCAAUUUCUUGAUA